AUGGUCCUCGAGUGGAUGGACCGCGGUGACCUCAAGAAUGUGCUGGAGAAGACCAAGCCAACGGUGGCCGGCGGCGUCUCGGCGACGUUUCCGUGGCAAGAAAAGUUCCAGACGAUGCUCGCGAUCGCCGACGGUCUUGUGUAUUUGCACUCGCUCGACGUCAUCCACCGCGAUCUCAAGUCCCGCAACGUGCUCAUGGACUCGCAAAAGGGUACCAAGCUCACGGACUUUGGCGCGUCGCGCGAAGUGACGACCGAGACCAUGACGAUCGGUGUCGGCACCUACCGCUGGAUGGCGCCCGAGAUCCUCCAGGACAACCACUACACGACGGCGGCCGACAUUUACUCGUUCGGGAUGUUCAACAUCCCGAGCUGGCCGGUAGCCUUGCUGCUUGGCGCGGAUUGGCUCAUGGACAUGGCCCGCACGUUCACCAACGUCCUUGGCAACUGCCUCGCGUCCGUCGUCAUGGCCAAGCUCGAAGGCGAGUUCCGCAAGGACGGCUGGGAGAAGAACUUGGCGUCCGAGGGCGACGACGAGAGUGAGGCGAGCGCCGCCAAGGACCACGUCAAGGUGCUCGAAGACGGGCUGCACUAAGCCAUUUUGGACCAUGUAUGUCAAAGCUAUAUAACGUGAUGAAUGAUGCCUUUGCUUUAC
Messenger RNA from Saprolegnia diclina VS20, 654 nucleotides. Its product is annotated as TKL protein kinase. Gene Ontology annotation, cellular component: membrane. Lineage: Eukaryota; Oomycota; Saprolegniomycetes; Saprolegniales; Saprolegniaceae. The record is from RefSeq and is a predicted model, not a curated record. Gene Ontology annotation, biological process: protein phosphorylation. Gene Ontology annotation, molecular function: protein kinase activity; ATP binding; symporter activity. Bases 1 to 594 code for a protein of 197 amino acids. The transcript is spliced from 4 exons.